This is a messenger RNA of Acipenser ruthenus (sterlet), 707 nucleotides long. Its product is annotated as small nuclear ribonucleoprotein E. Gene Ontology annotation, biological process: mRNA splicing, via spliceosome; spliceosomal snRNP assembly. The transcript has 5 exons. NCBI's taxonomy places the organism in Eukaryota, Metazoa, Chordata, Actinopteri, Acipenseriformes, Acipenseridae. Bases 186 to 464 code for a protein of 92 amino acids. Gene Ontology annotation, cellular component: U1 snRNP; U4 snRNP; U2 snRNP. The record is from RefSeq and is a predicted model, not a curated record. Gene Ontology annotation, molecular function: RNA binding.
AUAUUCCGUUGCAGUCAAACGGAAGUCCGCCAUUUGCGACAGGAAGUUGCUGAGCUAGAGCGUGUGGUGUCCGUUCGCAGAGAAAAGAGCACGGUGCGGAAAGAGAGUCAACAGCUUUUCCUAAAAGUAUCUAUUAAAUUAAUUCAUAACAUCAAGCGGGAGGAUACACACGCAUUUCCACAGCCAUGGCGUACCGAGGCCAAGGACAGAAAGUCCAGAAGGUUAUGGUGCAGCCGAUUAAUCUUAUCUUUCGGUACCUUCAGAAUCGCUCCAGAAUUCAGGUGUGGUUGUAUGAGCAGGUGAACAUGCGGAUAGAAGGUUGUAUUAUUGGUUUCGAUGAAUACAUGAACUUGGUGCUUGAUGACGCAGAGGAGGUCCACAUGAAAACGAAAGCCAGGAAAACUCUCGGUCGGCUUAUGAUAAAAGGAGACAAUAUCACCUUAUUGCAGAGUGUUGCUGUCUAGUGCGCACCAAGCUGCUUCACUGCUGAGUAGCAUCCCCAGGGCUGUGGAGUCACAUGUGAAGAUAUAAUGAUUUGAAUGCGGAUAAUAUUUGUAUUAUUUUUGUACUGACUGUUGGAGCUCCAAGUCACAUUUACUUGUGUAUCAGUGCUGGUCAUGUCACCACCACUGGGAUCAUGUUCACUGGUUAUGUGUGUUCCUUGCUCGUUUGUGUUACAAUAAAGAUUUUUGGUUGGUUUUCUUUGA